UGAAAUAACAGGUCUCAAAGUACAAAUAUACCGUCCACUAGUACUCAGACCUGUCCCCAACAUGGGAGACUUCGAUCGAAAACGAUCCCAUAAUGGUCUCGUGGAUCAACAUCACAAAAAGAAACCACGUUUUGAGAAUCCCAAGAACCACAUCCACAGCCAACCCUUUUCAAUCCCAGUCCUUCAACACUUGGCCACCCCAGGAAAAUCCUUACCCACUCCGCCAGAGAUCGACCAGAAAUACGCCGACAGGGUCUUCACCCAUAUCUCUACUGUCUCCACACAUCUGGACAACCAGUCUUCCGUCAGCUACGAUGACCUGGAAUUCAUCGGGGAUGCUUACAUUGAAGUUAUCGCGUCUAAUCUUAUCUAUCAACGGUUUUCUUCUCUUCCAACCGGCAGAAAGUCGCAACUGCGUGAAAGUCUAGUCAAGAACGAAACCCUAGCUCGUUUCACUGAAGGCUACGGCUGGGACAAGAAAAUCAAAGGCGGCAAACAAAUUCAGCACGAUUCUCCUCAUGCCUGGAUCAAAAUCAAAGGCGAUGUAUUUGAGGCUUUCGUUGCCGCUGCUGUUCUGUCCCACCCGUCAUAUACAGAAGGUCUUGUUGCCAUUGAACCUUGGCUACAUGCUCUCUGGCGCCCCAUCACAGAUGCUCUUGCUGCCUCGAAUCCAUCUACCCCUUCUUCCCAACACAAGGUUGAGCUUGCAAAGAAGAUCUCGGGCAAAGGAGUCAAGAUCGAUUACAUUGAUGAAAAAAAGCCUGUCAUCCACAAGGGCAAAGGGGUCGAGACCUACUAUGUCGGCGCUUAUCUAACGGGGUGGGGUUGGGAGAACCGGUUUUUGGGCAGUGGAAAGGGCUUAAGCCGGAAAGCCGCUGGUCAAGAAGCUGCCGCGGCUGCAUUAGCCAACACCAGUCUGAUUGAUGAGAUUGUCGAAAAGAAGAACGCUAUGACUGUCCAGGUUAAGGAGGAGUAAAGAACAAGAAAAGGACCAUUCGGUCUGUUCCGGGUUUGAACAGGGCAAAGAAUGAUCCUCAAACGCUCUCACUUGAUUUCGACAGCGAGCUAUCGAGAAAAUGAAUGUGCUUCGUGGAUGUAUGAAGAUCGGGGAUGAGGCAAGGCUUAUUCCACGCCAUGAAUGAAAAAACUCCAACUGCAGACCUUUCUAUGAGCUCUGCAAGCAGAUCAACAACUCCGACUAUCGAGCCACGUGCCUCGCCUCAUCAUGGUUUACCGGUAAUCUCACAGCUCGGACGAACAAAGCCGUUGGACCCAUGAUCAUCACCACAUACCUGCCACAAUGCAAUCCC
Messenger RNA from Exophiala mesophila, 1310 nucleotides. RefSeq lists its product as uncharacterized. The transcript has a single exon. Bases 62 to 976 code for a protein of 304 amino acids. Gene Ontology annotation, molecular function: double-stranded RNA binding; ribonuclease III activity. Gene Ontology annotation, biological process: rRNA processing; primary miRNA processing; regulation of gene expression. NCBI's taxonomy places the organism in Eukaryota, Fungi, Ascomycota, Eurotiomycetes, Chaetothyriales, Herpotrichiellaceae. Gene Ontology annotation, cellular component: nucleus. The record is from RefSeq and is a predicted model, not a curated record.